AUGACUUUGUUCAUUAAGAGAUUCAAGAAAGUCAUGAAGAAGGAUGGGUACUUCAACAAGGAUAAGAGAAGAAGCAAGAUUAAGAGAAAGUCAUGCUUUGGAUGUGGGGAAGUUAGUCAUUUCAUUGUCGAUUGCCCCAACCCAAAGAACAAGAACAAAAGCGAGAAGAAAGAAUAUGGCAAAGGGAAGAAGAAGUACUCCGGUGAAGCUCAUCUUAUUCAAGAGUGGGAUUCAAGUGAAGAAUCAUCCUCCGAUGAUGAAUGUGUGGCAACCAUGGCCGUGGAAGCCCACAUCAUCAAGUCAUCUCUCUUUGAAGACCUCACUGAUGAUGAAGAUGACUCCACUUGCUUCAUGGCAAAAGGGGCAAAGGUAGAUUCUAAAUCCAACUCCAAUGACGAUAAUGAUGAUACUCUUGAUGAUAAUGAACAUGAAAACAUGAUAAAGGAACUUGGUAAAAAGGCAACAAGUAAAAUAAUGAAGCUUAUGAUAGAGAUAAAGGAUAAGGAUGAGACUCCUGAGCAGCAAGAAGAGUUUAUUAGGCUUGAGCGAGAGAAAACCGUAGGCCUCGAGAAAUCUCUUUCCAAAGAAAGGAAGAGUUUCAAGGUGCAAGAGGACUUGCUCAAAGCCAAAAUUAACAAAAUUCUUGAACUUGAGGAGUCUCUAGCUAAGGAGAAGGAAAAGACUGCCUACGAGCUUCUAGAUGGUAAAAAGCCUAACGUGUCUUACUUUAGUGUUUUUGGAAGUAAUUGCUUCAUUCUCAACAAGAAGCCCAAAAGCUCUAAGUUUGCACCAAAAGUUGAUGAAGGUUUUCUUCUUGGUUAUGCAUCAAAUGCUCAUGGUUACCGUGUCUUCAAUAAUUCUUCUGAAUAUGUUGAAAUUGCGUGUGAUGUGACAUUUGAUGAAUCUAACGGCUCUCAAAAGGAGCAAGUUGAUUUGAAUGAUGCAGAUAAUGAAUUGCCACCUCAACAAGCCAUUGAAAGCCUAGAAAUUGGAGAAAUGAGACCUCAAGAGAAGAAUGGUCAAGGAGCUUCAAAAGAUGGGCCAAAUACCAUUACUGCUGAAAACUCCGGAGACUCCGGCCAAACUUGUGGAAACUCCACAGGUUCUGAAGAUUCUGGACAAAUCUCCGGAAACUCCGGAGAUGCUGAUGAAGAGGCCCUUGACCAAGACAAAGAAAAUGAGGAUGAUGAUCCCGUGCAACACCAACCUCAAACACCUCACCCCAAGAGUUCACUAAAGUGUAAAACGUGA
Molecule: messenger RNA, 1251 nt
Organism: Panicum hallii
Lineage: Eukaryota; Viridiplantae; Streptophyta; Magnoliopsida; Poales; Poaceae
Product: transcriptional regulator IFH1-like
Exons: 2
Coding region: 1-1251 (416 amino acids)
Molecular function (GO): zinc ion binding; nucleic acid binding
Source: RefSeq, a predicted model, not a curated record